GAUCUGGAGGGGCCAGGCCUGGCCGGGGCUCCCUGAGGGAGACCCGGAACAGCCCCGAGAGGGGCGCGGGCUCGUCCAGAGACCAGAGUUUGGGUGGGGAGUUAGACCCUUAGAAAUUCAAGCCAGGAUUUGGGGAAGGAGUGGGCGGGGGAUCCCCCUACUCCCUUCCCCCAUUCCCCGCCCUUGCCCCCAGAGGGGCAGGCGGGGAAGCUUGAGGGGAGGCGGCCCCGCGGGGUCAGAGGAGGCCCCCAUUUCUGAGGUUCAGGCCGAGGCUCUGAGUGGGGGUCCCCGACAGGGGGGCGUGCAGGGUUAAGCAUGGCUACCCGGCGUUUAACCGACGCUUUCUUGUUGUUGCGGAACAAUUCCAUCCAAAACCGGCAGCUGUUAGCCGAGCAAGUGAGUAGUUACACCUCCUCCACCUCCAGCCCUCUGCAUUCACGUAGCGUUGCUGCGGUGAGUCUCCUGCCGCUUGCUGAUGAUCGCAUGGCACUGGUGUCAGGCAUCAGCUUAGAUCCAGAAGCAGCAAUUGGUGUGACAAAACGGUUACCUCCCAAAUGGGUUGAUGGAGUAGAUGAAAUACAAUAUGAUGUUGGCAGAAUUAAACAGAAGAUGAAAGAAUUGGCCAGUCUUCAUGAUAAACAUUUAAACAGACCUACGUUGGAUGAUAGCAGUGAAGAAGAACAUGCCAUUGAAAUAACCACACAAGAGAUCACACAGCUCUUUCAUAGAUGUCAGAGAGCAGUACAGUCCUUGCAGAGCAGAGCACGAAACUGUACUGAACAGGAAGAGCGAGUCCUUCGAAAUGUAGUAUCCUCUUUAGCUCAAUCUCUUCAGGAAUCAUCCACUAAUUUUAGACAUGCACAGUCUGACUAUCUCAAACGCAUGAAGAAUCGAGAGGAAAGAUCCCAACAUUUUUUUGACACAUCAGUACCACUUAUGGAUGAUGGAGAGGAUAACACUCUUUAUGACCGGGGUUUUACAGAUGACCAGUUAGUGUUGGUAGAACAAAAUACACUAAUGGUUGAAGAGCGGGAACGAGAAAUUCGCCAGAUUGUACAGUCUAUUUCUGACCUAAAUGAAAUAUUUAGGGACUUAGGAGCAAUGAUUGUAGAACAAGGGACAGUCCUUGAUAGAAUUGACUAUAAUGUUGAACAAUCCUGUAUCAAAACUGAAGAUGGUUUGAAACAGCUUCAAAAGGCAGAGCAGUAUCAAAAGAAGAAUCGGAAGAUGCUCGUUAUUUUAAUUUUAUUUGUAAUAGUUAUUGUCCUUAUUGUUGUACUGGUUGGUGUAAAGUCACAUUAGGUAAUUGUGUGUGAGUAUAUGUGUGUAUGUAUGUGUGAAUGAGUGUUCUUUUCUUUCUGAAAGCUGCCUUUGAAUGUAUAACCCUCAGUGGUACAAGUCUGUGCAAUGUUUCCCCAUAAAUUCUUUUUCAUAAAUCAUGUUUCAGUGAUAGGAAUGGUUUGGUUUUUUAACAGAGAGAAUUUCAAGUCAAAUGAUGAUGUUACCAAAUAGAAAUCAAAUUCUCUAUCCAGACAUUCGCAGUAUUUUUUUUUUACUAGAAUAUAUGAGGAGUUGAGAGUUUACAAGCACAUGCAAAAGCUGUUAUUAUAUAUAUAUAUAUUUGCUCUUUUUAGCAGUCAAAUGUCCAAGUUGCAUGUUGAAAAUACAUUUUGCAAUUGGGGUUUGGGGAUUUUGAUUUUUUUAAAACCAUGUAUUUUUAAGUGAUUUGGAACCAAAAAGUGUGGUUGGGGGUCAAAUGCCUUAAACAAUGGAUUCUAAGUAUUAACAUCCUUAUUUCCCGCCACGGAUUUUCCAUAUUGAAAUAAAUUGAGAAGGUCUUUGAAAUUUUAGAAUUUAUUCCCCUUUAAUGUAAUUUAAUUCAUUGCUAAUGAUCAGAUUAAUAAAAUUUGGAUACUAAGAAACAA
Messenger RNA from Gracilinanus agilis (Agile Gracile Mouse Opossum), 1925 nucleotides. It is a transcript of the gene STX16, whose product is annotated as syntaxin 16. Gene Ontology annotation, molecular function: SNARE binding; SNAP receptor activity. Gene Ontology annotation, biological process: vesicle-mediated transport; intracellular protein transport; vesicle fusion. The record is from RefSeq and is a predicted model, not a curated record. Lineage: Eukaryota; Metazoa; Chordata; Mammalia; Didelphimorphia; Didelphidae. The transcript has 8 exons. Gene Ontology annotation, cellular component: membrane; SNARE complex; endomembrane system. Bases 316 to 1302 code for a protein of 328 amino acids.